GUGCAUGACGUAGGAAGAGACGCCAUUAGUACGGGUUGAGAGGGGAGAGGAGAGCGAACCAGCGAGCUGAGGGUGGGGGAAAUCACUUUGGUCUACAAGAGCUGGGCGACUGACAUUUGUUCCUAUUCUGAUUCGCAGGGGAUUCGUGUCCUUGACUAUUUCUUGAUUUCGAUUUGAGACAUCUAAUGUGAUUAGAGGGAGAUACUUCGACUGGGCUACUUCUAUUCAUAAUAAUAUUUAUUUCACCAUGGCGGCUGGCGGUGGAGCAGGCAACAAAACCUACUCUUUCAAGGUGGUUUUGUUGGGAGAGGGCUGUGUCGGAAAGACGUCGCUCGUGUUGCGGUAUUGUGAAAAUAAAUUCAACGACAAACACAUCACCACACUUCAGGCGUCCUUCCUCACGAAGAAGCUCAACAUCACAGGGAAGAGGGUGAAUCUGGCCAUAUGGGAUACAGCAGGUCAGGAGCGGUUCCACGCCUUAGGGCCAAUCUACUACAGAGACUCCAAUGGAGCUAUAUUGGUCUAUGACAUCACAGAUGAGGACUCUUUCCAGAAGGUGAAAAACUGGGUCAAAGAAUUGAGGAAAAUGUUGGGGAAUGAGAUCUGUUUAUGUAUAGUAGGUAAUAAAGUAGAUCUGGAGAAGGAGAGACAUGUAUCAGUGGAAGAGGCAGAAGGGUAUGCAGAGUCAGUGGGGGCAAAACACUAUCACACGUCAGCCAAACUAAACAAAGGAAUAGAAGAACUAUUUCUGGACCUGUGUAAAGUAAGAAUGAUGGAGACGGCCCAAGCGGAGGAGAGGGCGAAGGGUAACGGAGCCAGCCAGUCAACAUCAUCACGGAGGGGGGUACAGAUCGUGGACGACGAGCCCCAAGCCGCCACGGCCGCGGGGGGCUGCUGCUCAUCCGCUUAACCCCCCCACCUCCACGUCCCAACUUACCCCAUCCUCCCCCUUUCCAACCCCCCCCUUCAACAACCAGGACUGUUGCCUCUGCCCUCAGCCUCCCCUCUCAUCUCCCUCCUUAUGCCAUGAAGACUGCUAUUCCCCCUCUGAGUCCUCGUACACUUCACUCACUACACUUCUCCCUCUAUGGAACAAUGUGCUGCUUAGACACUAUUCUUUAUACAGUAAUAUUCAUUCAUUGGCACCACCUCCUGACCCAUUCAUAUGAGACUUCUGACACCCCCUCCUGACCAUCUAUAUGAGACUUCUGACACUCCCUCCUGACCAUCUAUAUGAGACUUCUGACACCCCCUCCUGACCAUCUAUAUGAGACUUCUGACACUCCCUCCUGACCAUCUAUAUGAGACUUCUGACACCCCCUCCUGACCACCUAUAUGAGACUUCUGACACCCCCUCCUGACCAUCUAUAUGAGACUUCUGACACCCCCUCCUGACCAUCUAUAUGAGACUUCUGACACCCCCUCCUGACCAUCUAUAUGAGACUUCUGACACCCCCUCCUGACCAUCUAUAUGAGACUUCUGACACUCCCCUCCUGACCAUCUAUAUGAGACUUCUGACACCCCCUCCUGACCACCUAUAUGAGACUUCUGACACCCCCUCCUGACCAUCUAUAUGAGACUUCUGACACUCCCUCCUGACCAUCUAUAUGAGACUUCUGACACCCCCUCCUGACCAUCUAUAUGAGACUUCUGACACCCCCUCCUGACCAUCUAUAUGAGACUUCUGACACUCCCUUCUGACCAUCCAUAUGAGACUUCUGACACCCCCUCCUGACCAUCUAUAUGAGACUUCUGACACUCCCUCCUGACCAUCUAUAUGAGACUUCUGACACCCCCUCCUGACCAUCUAUAUGAGACUUCUGACACCCCCUCCUGACCAUCUAUAUGAGACUUCUGACACCCCCUCCUGACCAUCUAUAUGAGACUUCUGACACCCCCUCCUGACCAUCUAUAUGAGACUUCUGACACCCCCUCCUGACCAUCUAUAUGAGACUUCUGACACCCCCUCCUGACCAUCUAUAUGAGACUUCUGACACCCCCCUCCUGACCAUCUAUAUGAGACUUCUGACACCCCCUCCUGACCAUCUAUGAGACUUCUGACACCCCCUCCUGACCAUCUAUAUGAGACUUCUGACACCACCUCCUGACCAUCCGUAUGAGACUUCUGACACCCCCUCCUGACCAUCCGUAUGAGUGAUGAAGAGGUGAAGAGAACAUGAAAGGAAGGUAUCCACCUCUCCUCUGUCUUUCUACAAGCUAGCAGAUGGACUUCCAACACACCGUCAUGAAAUACACGUAAACACACACACUGUCCCCACCUCUCCCAAAUGAACACACACAGACAGACAGUACUAAGUUAUAAAUGGGAAACACUCAUACCCCUGAUUUUGGGACUUUUUAUUUCUGCGAGGAUAAAUGUGCAUGUCGGGGUGAUCCGUCUCUGAAAGGCUUCGUUGGUUUGUCUUCUUUCUCUAAAGUAAAACAAAAACUCUUUAUUAUUAAUAACUAAAGUACAUGUUGUAUGGAAAUCUGUCCCUUUGUACUGAUUCUUCUGCUGUGGUGAAGUUGUGAUAGCUCUCUGGAUCCGUCGUCCAGCCCCUUUCUUGGACUGUAUCCAGCCCCUUUCUUGGACUGUAUUCAUGAAGCAUCUCGGUAGGAGUCCCACCUGUCUGUGUAACCUUGUUGAUUUAUGUUCUAAAAGACAAAAUCGAUCCUAGAUCAGCACUUCUACUCUGAGACCCUUUAUGAAUACAGGCAUUGGGCUUAAAAAAUAUAUAUAUAUAUGGCAGGUCUCUCUCCCCCCUCUCUCAUUCUCUCUCGUUCUUUCUCUCUGAUUUAAAAUGCAGAUUUUUGCACUGGCCCGUCAUUAUCAAUGCUUUUUGAUAUACUGCGUUUUUCUUCCUGUUUGCCGAGUUGCUCUGAAAAUGAAAUGACAAAAAAAAAAUACAUUGUAAAAAACAAAAACAAACGUAUGAUGAGUAUUAAAAACGUUGGAUAUUUUAUCUGCUUUUACAAGCUUUGGGAAAACAACGCGCAGGUGUAGAAAAGUGUACAAUAGUCUUGUUAAUGAUUGUAAAAUGAAAUAACAAUUGUGGGUGAAAGCACACUUUCUGGAAUUGUACUUUUUUUUAACUGCUAGUGUCAAGUGUUUUGUAAUAGAACAAUUAUAACUAUUUACAACGCA
This is a messenger RNA of Coregonus clupeaformis (lake whitefish), 3146 nucleotides long. Its product is annotated as ras-related protein Rab-21-like. Gene Ontology annotation, biological process: Rab protein signal transduction. Gene Ontology annotation, molecular function: GTP binding; GTPase activity. NCBI's taxonomy places the organism in Eukaryota, Metazoa, Chordata, Actinopteri, Salmoniformes, Salmonidae. The transcript is spliced from 7 exons. The record is from RefSeq and is a predicted model, not a curated record. The coding region runs from base 248 to 910 and encodes 220 amino acids.